AGUUCCAGGAACCCCAGUGCGGUGCGUGUGGAUUGGCGUUUGCGUCAACUGAUCGAUGGUGGUGUGGGUGGAAGUUGGAAACGAUGAUUGAUCGGUGGUUUCACCUGUCGCGAUGUUGAAGGCCAGAAGAGAUGAUGAUGGUUUUUCACCCCUCUGCCUAACCUCAAAAGCUCUCUCCCCCCCGGAGCCAAGCAACAAUGGGUCCGAAAAAAAGCCCGCGAAAUGAUGAUUGUUAUUGCCCGCAAUCCGUCAGUGGUUUCGUCGUUCCUGCUAGAAGUGCAAUUCGAAAGUAAUUGCUAAAUUUAAUCCCGAAAAAAAAGACGAGAGGGGAGAAAAAAGCGGGAGAUAUAUUUGGCGCGAGACACCCGCGAAAGUUGCAAAAGUGCGAAGAAUUGACGGGGGUCAAAAAUCAAUUAAGUUUUAUUGCCCCCACAGCAACAACAACAACGGCAGCAAAAAGUGAGGAAGAAAAACGAAAAGUUAUGCCCUUUUCGUGAAGUCUGGUGAGCAUAAAUUGUGAAUUUUUUGAAAGUUUUUUUUUGUUGUUGCUGUUUUGUGUGGUGCAAGAUUUGUGGGAAGCCAAACUGCCAUCAGGGUAAAUUAAAUAAGUGAAGAAAGGAAGGAAGGGAAAAAAAUCGUGCCCGGAACGGAACGGUGCAAUGUUCCAGCAAAAAGGAGCCCGACUUCGUGGAGGUUCUGAGCUGGAGCAGUAUCGGAGCUGAAGUAAAGAAAAGGUGAAGCUGGAAGAAUCCAGGACGAAAAUGUCACAGCGAGAUUUUUCAGAGAACGAACCGGAAGGCACGCCGGAACUGCCGGCCGCCAACCGAGCGUUAUUCCUGGAGAAAGUGCGCCAAUCGAACACUGCCUGCCAAAAUGGGGACUUUACCACGGCAGUGCAGCUGUACACGGACGCGUUGGCGUUGGACCCGAGCAACCACAUCCUGUUCAGCAAUCGGUCGGCGGCCCGGCUCAAGCAGGGACAGUUUGCGUUGGCCCUGCAGGAUGCGACGCGGGCCCGCGAACUCUGCCCGCAGUGGCCCAAGGCGUACUUUCGCCAGGGGGUCGCCCUGCAGUGUCUGGGUCGGUACGGGGAAGCGUUGGCCUCGUUCAGCUCGGGGCUGGCCCAGGAUCCCAACUCGAAGCAGCUGCUGGCGGGACUGGUCGAAGCGUCGAUCAAGAGUCCGCUGCGGCAUGCCCUCGAGCCGACCUUCCAGCAGUUGAAGGCGAUGAAGCUGGACGCGUCCCCGUUCGUAGUGAUUUCCGUGGUGGGUCAAGAACUGCUCGGUGCAGGUCAGUACCACUCGGCAGUGACAGUGCUAGAAUCCGCGUUGCGGAUAGGGUCGUGUUCGCUCAAACUGCGCGGUUCAGUGUUCAGUGCUCUCAGUUCGGCCCAUUGGGCGCUUAAUCAGCUAGACAAAGCGAUCGCGUACAUGCAGCAGGACUUGGCCGUGGCCAAGAGUCUCGGUGAUACCGCGGGUGAAUGUCGUGCACAUGGGAAUCUCGGCUCGGCCUACUUCAGCCAGGGAUCGUACAAGGAAGCUCUCACGUCCCACCGAUAUCAACUUGUGCUAGCAAUGAAGUGUAAAGAUACGCAGGCGGCGGCCGCGGCCCUGACCUCCCUAGGCCACGUCUACACCGCGAUCGGGGACUACCCAAACGCGUUAGCGUCCCACAAACAGUGCGUCCAGUUGGUGAAGCAAAUGGGUGAUCGUCUGCAGGAAGCUCGCGAAAUUGGUAACGUCGGCGCAGUCUACCUUGCCAUGGGCGAGUUCGACUCGGCCGUCGACUGUCACACCCAACAUCUCCGCCUAGCCCGCAAGCUCGGCAACCAGGUCGAGGAAGCUCGUGCGUACAGCAACCUUGGCUCGAGCUACCACUACAAGCGCAACUUCACCCAAGCGAUCACCUACCACGAAAGUGUCCUACGAAUAGCGCAACAGCUGGGUGAUCGCGCGAUCGAGGCACGGGCCUACGCCGGUCUAGGUCACGCUGCCCGCUGCGGCCACGACUUCCACCAGGCCAAACGGUGGCACGAAAAGCAGCUCGAAAUGGCCCUCGCCGCCCGGGACAAGGUCGGUGAAGGUCGCGCCUGCUCCAACCUCGGCAUCGUGUACCAACUGCUCGGUGAACACGACGCCGCGCUCAAACUGCACCAGGCCCACCUCACGAUCGCUCGCCAACUCCAAGAUAAAGCCGGCAUGGGCCGUGCCUACGGCAACAUCGGCAACGCGUACUCCGCGGCCGGUUUCUACGAGCAAGCCAUCAAGUACCACAAGCAAGAACUGGUCAUCAGCAAAGAGGUACACGAUCGCAGCGCGGAAGCCUCAACCCACGGAAACUUAGCCGUUGCCUACCAAGCCCUAGGCGCCCACGACAUGGCCCUGAUGCACUACCGGGCCCACCUCAACAUCGCCCGUGAACUCAAAGACACCGCCGGCGAGGCCUGCGCCCUCCUCAACCUCGGCAACUGCCUCAGCUCGCGCCAGGAGUUCGCCCAAGCCGUCCCGUACUACGAGCAGUACCUCAUGCUCUCGCAAGAACUCGGUGACGUCGCCGCCGAAGGCAAGGCCUGUCACUUCCUUGGCUACGCCCACUACUGCAUCGGAAACUACCGCGAAGCGGUCCGCUACUACGACCAGGAUCUCGCCCUCGCGAAAGACCUCCAGAACAAGAUGAACAUGGGCCGGGCGUACUGCAACCUCGGGCUGGCCCAUCUCGCCCUCGGCAAUACCGCCGGCGCCCUCGAGUGUCAAAAGUACUUCCUGGCGAUCGCCCACAUGACGAACCACCUGCCCGGCAAGUUCCGCGCCCUCGGCAACAUCGGUGACGUCCUGAUCCGCAUGGGGGACGUCGACGAAGCGAUCAAGAUGUACCAGCGGCAACUCUCGCUCGCGAGGCAAGCCCGCGAACGCGGCAUGGAGGCCGCAGCCUGCGGGGCACUCGGCCUCGCCCACCGACUGCUCAAGAAGUUUGACAAAGCUCUCGGCUAUCACACGCAAGAGUUGACGCUCCGCCAAGAAAUGGGCGAUCUUCCGGGUGAGUGUCGCGCCCACGGGCACCUCGGAGCGGUGCACAUGGCCCUCACAAACUACACCCACGCCGUCAAGUGCUACCAGGAGCAGCUGGAGCGAGCGCAGGAACUGCAGGAUUCAGCCGUUGAAGCGCAAGCGUUUGGAAACCUCGGAAUCGCCCGCCUCAACAUGGGUCACUACGAGGACGCGAUCGGGUACCUCGAGCAGCAGCUCGGCACACUGGAACAGGUCAACACGCCGACCGCCCAGCACGAUCGGGCUCGUGCCUUGGGGCACCUCGGCGAUUGCUACGACGCACUCGGGGACUACCACGCCGAGGCGAUCAAGUGUCACGAGCGACACCUGGCGCUGGCGGUCGCGUUGCAGAGCCCGCGCGAUCAAGAGCGAGCGUAUCGAGGACUUGGAAAUUGCUACAAAUCUGUGGGUAACCUGCAGGAAGCGUUGGUGUGUUUGGAGAAACGGCUUGUGGUGUCGCACGAGCUCGGAAAUCCGGAAGCGAAGGCCGCCGCGUACGGUGAUCUUGGCAGUAUUCACAGUGCGCUUGGGAAUUACGAACAGGCGAUCAACUGCUUGGAGCAUCAACGGGAUAUCGCGAGGGAACUUGGUGAUCGUGCGUUGACAUCGGACGCGAUCAGCGGCUUGGGCGGAGUGUUCCAGCAGAUGGGUGACUUUGACGGAUCGUUGAGGUUGCACAAGCAGGACUUGGAACUGUGUGAAAGCAUCAACCAUGCCGCGUUGCAGGGAAGAGCUUGUGGGAAUUUGGGAUCGGUGUACGAAUCGCUGAAGAACUACACCGAGUCCGUGAGGUACUACGAGAAGCAGCUAUCGCUGACCACCGAUCGGUUGACGAAGGCUCACGCCUGUCUCGCCCUGGGACGAGUCUACCACACCAUGGAGCAGAUCCCGCAAGCGGUUAGCUUCCUACGCCAAGGGUUAUCGAUCGUACAAUCCCUAAACAAGCUAGAAGACGAGUCCAAGAUCCGCUACCGCCUCGGGCUCUCCCUACUCGCAUCCGGCGACGAAGACAACGCCCGCCAACAGAUGGAAAGCGCCGCCCAGAUCCUCGAAUCGAUCCGCUGCGAUCAAGUUACGCCCGAAGGUCGCACCAACCUGUACAACCUGCAAACCUCCUGCUACCAAACCCUGCAGCGAAUCCUCGUCAACCUCGGUCGCAACGAGGAAGCUCUCGUGGCCGCCGAACGCUGCCGAUCGCGGAUGGGCGCCGACUCCAACCAGAGCGCCGAAAACUCCCUCAACAACCGCAAAACCCUGCUCACCUGCAGCGAGUACAUCUUCGACACCGUCAACAAGAGCAAAACCAACAUCAUCUACUACAGUCUGGCCGGGGCCGAACUCUACGCGUGGUUCCUCUCCCCGCAAAAACGGAUCGUGCGCUUCCACGUGGCCAAAAUCGACGAGCAGACCCUCCAGAUGAAGAAGAAACCGGCGAUCGCAUCCGCAACAACCACCGCCGCAGGCGGUGACAAACCCGAACCAGAUCAACCCGACUCCGAGUCGCUCCUCGCCCAGUACAUAGACUUUGUGCGGGAUGCGUUGGGCGUCAACUCGGGGUCAGUUCUGCAGGAGGGCGACGGAAGUGGGUGGAAGUCGUCGAACGAGAACCUGAUUGAUGAUUUCGCUAAUGAGCGGGCCGGGUUCUUGCGCAUGGUCAACCGGAACCACCUGCUGAACUCGAGCAACUACUCGCUGAGCUCGCUGUUCAGUUUGGGCAGCGUUGGCGGGUCGGUGGCGAGCCUGCAGGGGUCGACGAGAUCCAUCGGCAGCCUGCAAGGCUCAACGCGAUCGCGCCGCUCAAAUAUGCUACCACCCUGGCAGGGCCCAUCCUGCCUGCACGUGCUGUACAACCUCCUUCUGGCACCGUUCGAAGAUCUGCUGCCCGAUAUCAGCACCACAUCCCGCCUAGGUCGCCGCGAGCUCAUCCUCGUCCUGGAAAAGGAACUCUACCUGGUGCCGUUCGCGAUCCUCCGCAGCGGCGACGAGUCCGGCGAGUAUCUUUCCGAACGCUGCUCGCUCCUAACCGUGCCCUCGCUGCACACUCUGCGCCAGAAGAGCCGCACCAAGGCGCGCGAACCCGCGGAAGGUCUGAACAGCGCGCUGGUCAUCGGCGGCCCGAAGAUCCCGGCGUCCCUGUCGGAGACGUGGGGCUGGUCGGAGUCGCCGGCGUCGCUGCAGGAAGCGGCCAUGGUGUCGGACAUGCUGAACACGAAGCCGCUGGUUUCGUGCAGUGCCACCAAGGAGGCGAUCGUGUCGGAGUUGGGGGCUGCGGAGUGCGUGCACUUUGCGGCGAAUGUUAGCUGGAAGAUGGGCGCGGUGAUUUUGAGCCCGGGGGAGGUGUUGGACUCGCAGUCGCAGAAGCGGUGGGACGGGGAUGAGGACGGGGUGGGAGAUUUGGGGGGCUCGGAGAUUCCGCCGUUGUCGGACUUUGUGCUGAGCGCGUCGGAUUUGCUGGCGAUGAAGUUGAGCGCGAAGUUGGUGGUGUUGAGUUCGUACCACUCGGUGGAGCCGAUUACGGGGUCGGGGGUGGCGAAUUUGGCCGGGAGUUGGCUGUUUGCGGGGACGGGGGCGAUUUUGGUAUCGCUGUGGCCGGUUCCGGAGACGGCGGCGAAGAUACUGCUGCGGGCGUUUUAUUCGGCGCUGCUGCAGGGAACGCGGGCCGCGAAGGCGUUGGCCGAGGCCAUGCAGACGGUGCAGCACACGAAGCACUUUGCCCAUCCGGCGAACUGGGCUGGGUUUAUUUUGAUUGGGGGGAAUGUGCGGCUUUCGAACAAGGUUGCUUUGAUUGGGCAGGCGUUGUGCGAGUUGAUGCGAACGCCGGACAAGUGCAGAGAUGCGCUGCGGGUUUGUCUGCACUUGGUGGAGAAAAGUCUGCAGCGGAUUCAUCGCGGGCAGAAGAACGCCAUGUACACUACGCAGAAGAGCAUUGAGAACAAGGCGGGGCCAGUUAUUGGGUGGAAGGAUUUGUUGAUGGCUGUUGGGUUCCGGUUUGAACCGGCGGCGAAUGGAAUUCCUUCGAGCGUGUUCUUCCCGCAAACCGAUCCGGAGGAUCGACUGUCGCAAUGCUCGGCGAGUUUGCAAGCUUUGCUUGGGUUAUCUCCAACGACCCUGCACGCCUUGUCCAAACUUGUGAACAACGCGGAGAUCGCCGAUGAGAUCAUCGGGGUGAUGCGGAACGUGGUUACGCAGUUUCCUCCGAAGGGCACCACCAGCAACGAGAGCGAGAGUAUUGACAUCAUAAUCGGUGUGAGGUUGUGGCGCGUUGCAGGUUGCCAUGAACUGCUUGCUUCCCUAGGCUUCGACCUCAUGGAGGUCGGUCAAGAUCAGGUAACCCUCCGCACCGGCAAGCAAGCCAACCGUCGCAACUGCCAGUUUGUCCUGCAGUCGCUGCUCGCCCUCUUCGACACCCAGGAAGCCCCCAAAAGCCUGGGCAUCGAGUCCAGCAGCAGUUCCGAAUCCCUGAACGAAGACACCUCGGACGAGGCGGCGCCAGCCGCGAAACCUCCAAGCCCAACCCCAACCGCCCCGGAAGCCCAACGCAGCGUCUCCCCGGCGGUGACCGUCAAGAGCCAAGCCAGCUACAACUUCCCCCGACCUCCGCUUCCCUUUCGCCGGGUGCCCUUCCUGAGCACGCGCAGCGCCUUCAUCUCGUACGUGCGACGCCGCGGCGAACCGGACGGCGGCCAAACGGAGGUCCCCAUGGGGACUCAGCAAGCGCAGGCCCAGCAGGACUCGAGCCUGGCGAACACCACCGACAGCGAGCUGUCGGACGGGUACACGACGCAGCAGAUCUUGAUGAAGAGUGAUCACCUGGCGAAGGGGCUGGGAUAUUCGAGUUUGCGCGGAACGAUCAAGGUUUCGCGACCGGGUGGGGGUGGGGAGAGUGAUGCGGCGUUCACGCCGAGUCCACCUGUGACGUUGCAGACUGUGGUUGACCCGAACGUUUCGCUGGCGCUGGCGCACCAGACGAGGAUCAGGAAUCUGUACACGAACAAUGGAGUGAGCAGUUACGGGCAUGAAACGGUGAGGGAGGGUGGCGUGAACAUGCGACGACCGGACAGUUCCAGCUCGGCUAGUUCGGCGACGGAUUGGGAGGGUUCCGGGCAUGCUACGGUGCUGAGGAGGGCGAAUCAAGGUCAUCCGAACUUGCCGCCGUUGCCGCCACCGCGGCAAACGCUGCCCAUGGUUGACAGUUUGAGACCGCUUGCUCCGUUGGCACCGGUCUACAAUAACAUAACCGGAGGAAGCGGAAGCACUGUUGGAAAGGUCCCUCAAACCAAGAGCGUGCUGGAAUCGACCAGCUCGGAUUCGGAGUUUGAGCGUAGCUUUGAUUUACCUUCAGGGUCGAACGCCGGCUCGAUCAGCAGCAAGUUGACCAGCCUUGCGCACAGCAUCCAGAGCAUGCGAAGCCGCAAGAUGAAGCUGCAACCCAUGCAGCAACAACAGCAGCAACAGCUCCAGCAAACCAAGAAGAUGGUCGAUCAGUUCUCCUUCAUGGACCGCCUCAGCUGUCGCACGGAGAUCAGCAGCUCGAGCAACCAUCACGUCGCACCACCCCGCAAACCCCUCUCAACCCUCCCGGAUGACGAGCGCACGCUCAACCUCAACGCCAGCAAGCUCUACUUCAACCCGGCGGACGCCGAAAUCAUCCCGCUCGCCGAGUCCGUCACCUCAGCGCCAACCAUCGGCGGCCCCUCAUCCUCCGCCACCUCCAGCAAAGACAGCAACAAACCCACCAACAAAACCAUCCAAGACUCGAUCAUGCGCCACAUGAGCCGCGAAAUGACCCCCACCAUCUCCGAGGUCUACCACGAGCGCAACAUCGGACUCGGCCUCGCCCCCUCCCUCUCCAAGCUUCUCCUCUCCAAAAACUACGACGACUCCCCAGACCUCAAACCCCAAUCCUCCUCCUCCACCUCCUCGGCCUCCGCCGCCGCCGCCGCCUCCCUCCUCAACAAACCGAGCGCCGCCCUCACCGUCGGCAACCUCGCCGAAGCCAUGAACGAAAUCGAAAUGAACGCCACCACCUCCUCCAAGCUGGACGUCGAAGGCCAGUGCAACAUCUGCAACAGCCCCUCGGACCUGCUGUGCGGCUGCAGCACCACCUCAACGGUCGCCGCAGUCGCCGCCAUGACCGCCGCCCUCGGCGCCACCACCAUCACCAAAAAGUCCAGCUCCAAACCCUGGCUCAGCAACGUGACCCCGAACCUCGUCAAACCCGGUGACCUCACCACCGCCGACAUCCUCGAGCAGCAGAAGCAGCUCAAGUCGACCGUGUCCGGCCUCACCAGCAACAUGUCCUCGUCCACGGAGAACUCGCUCUCGACGGUGGUCAAGCGUGGGGGUUCACCCUUCUCCGACUUGUCCAGGAGGGACGAAGGGGACGGGAGGAGUGUGGCGGACUCGCAGUGUUCCGGGAGCUUCCGAACCGAUAUAACAGGGUCGACGGUGACGGUGACGACAGCGGCGGCGUGUAAGGGAGGUCAGCAGACGACGGUUAGUUCCGGGCAAGCGGGGAGUGGAAUGCAGCAGCAGUCGGCGCAAGGUGGACCAGGGUCGUCGUCCGGUGGAAGUGCGUCGGGGCAGACGAGUUCGAAUCAGAGGAGUAAAUACAUUAUUGAUACGUGAGGACUAGGGAGAAUUAUUUGAAGAUUUGUAAAAUAGUUGCAAGAGAGUAUAAACGAGAUUUUAAGAAAUUGUUUUUAAAAUAAAGAUUUUAACCUGCAUUUUAAAUACAAUUUAAUUUAGAUUUUAAGUUUUAAAAAGAAAUAAUGAACUGAUUAGAUAGAGAUUUUAAAUAUUGUAGAACAAUCAAAACUAUAUUUUUAAACCUAUACACAGCCGAUUUGAGAUUAUAUAUAUUCAUUUAAUUAGUAAGGAAAUGGGCAGAAAUUAAACUGUAUAAAAAAGCCUACAAAGAAGCCUUGGUGAGAAUACUCGAUUUUACUAUAUUAGAAAAUAAUAACAAAGCGGAUUGAAUUGUAAUUCCCAGUGUAAAGCAUUUUGUGUAAAUAUCAUAUAUCGUCAAAUAUAUUUUUAAUUGAAUACAAGAAUGUAAA
Molecule: messenger RNA, 9106 nt
Organism: Culex pipiens pallens (northern house mosquito)
Lineage: Eukaryota; Metazoa; Arthropoda; Insecta; Diptera; Culicidae
Product: tetratricopeptide repeat protein 28
Exons: 7
Coding region: 762-8675 (2637 amino acids)
Molecular function (GO): protein binding
Source: RefSeq, a predicted model, not a curated record